CGAUAUAAUAAUAAAAUUAGAAAAUAAGAAAAGUUGUAUCGUUUAACAUUUUCCAUUAAGCUCAAUAAACUUCGGCCCAAAAUAAAAACUUUAAUUUGGCGUCCUACAAUUUACAACCGAAGAACACGUUACUCGGUGCUCCGUCUUCUUCAUCAUCAACAGGCCACAUCCCCUCCAUCAGAUCCGCGUUUAUCACCACCAGCAAAGGGCUGUUUUCCUGCUGGCCUUGAAGCCCCUUCUGCCCCCUGACUGAUAUUUAUGGCGACGAUGGCGGCGGAAUUCGUCGGUGGGAGAGGCGGUGGCGUAGGAGGAGGAGGAGGAGGUGGAACUUUGUCGGAUAUUUAUCAAAAUUGCAAGAGGCUGCUCCUCAAGUCACGCGAUGGAUUGGAGAGACUAGAGCGUCUGGAGUACUCCUCGUCGUCAUCUCUGGACUCUUCGCCGGAGCUUUUUGAUUCUGUGAAGCGAGAUAUCUCUCAAAUUCUCUCCCUCUGUACUGAAAUGGAUCACAUGUGGCGAUCAAUCCCCGCUGACCCCGCGAAAUCCCAGCGCGGCCUCUGGAAAAGAAAAGUGGAGCAAGUGGCUGAAGAGGCUGAGUCAUUGAAAGAGAGUCUAGACAGGUAUUCACUGCGGUAUCAAAGACGAAAACAAGAAGCUCAGGAGAGAGCUGAAUUGCUAGGACGAGCUAACGGGGAAUCUUCUCAUAUUUUGAGGAUCUUCGAUGAGGAAGCUGAAGCGAGGCAGUCAGUUCAGAGCUCAUCUAGAAUGCUGGAAGAAGCAUAUGCAACUGGGGUGGCUAUACUGUCAAAAUAUAGUGAGCAAAGGGAUCAUCUAAAGAGAGCACAACGGAAAGCACUUGAUGUUCUUAACAGACUGGGGCUAUCAAAUUCUGUUUUGAGGCUUAUUGAAAGGCGUAAUCGUGUGGAUAGAUGGAUUAAAUAUGCGGGCAUGGUUAUCACAAUCAUCAUUGUGAUCAUGGUUUGGAGGUGGACGAGCUAGAAUAUUCAACAUGGUGUGAUUGGUCCGCUGCCUUACGUUUCCUGUCUUUUGGAGAGUGUCAUCUAUUGAGAUUUGGGAUUUGAUUCAAGGUGAUACUAAAUUUGUCGGCACCAGAUAAAAUUGCUGGGAUUUGAUUCAAGGUGAUACUAAAUUUGUCGGCACCAGAUAAAAUUGCUAAUUGUAUAUAUUAUUUGUUGUAUUAUUAAUGGCUGAGAAUGGUUAUUUUUAAAUAGAUCGAAUGACGACAUCAUUCCUUCGUUUGAUUAGGUUGAAUUUGAUAUCUGAUGUAUUGUAUUCUUGAUACUUCUAAAACUCUCCACCUUGCCGUGCAUAACUCGUAAGCUUGUUGAAUGAUACUCCCUUAUCCCGAAGUAAAGGUUUUGUUGAACUAAAUAAGGUUGUAAAGAUGUAGUGACGUAACAUCUGAAGAACAGAUGUUCGAUUGAGUCGUCUUUCAUUCACAUAAGGUUCAUGGGAACAUCUGAAUGUGUGAGCUAAUCUUAUUUUGAUUACUGGGCUAGUCUUAACAGGUGUCAUGAAGUUUGAAUUCUGGCGGAUCGGGUUUUUAUCUUGGCGGGUCUCUGUUUCGGGUAAUUAAAAAUCAUCAGAUUCGGGCAUAAGAAUGACAGCGUUUGAGGUGGAUUGGGGCUGAAGCUGAGUAAAUUUCCCAGAAGCUUCCCUUCAUGCAAGACGACAGAAAUGCUUAGCUGUAAUAGUUUUUCCAUUGCUGCAUUAUCGCUUUCUUUUUUUUUUUUUUUUGUUUAAUUAUCUAAAUUAUGUUGAGGGUAGGAGAGAUUUCUUAUAUAUUGUACGAACGGUGAUGAUGGAAGAUCAAGCUUUUGAUGAAUGAAAUAUCUCAUCUCCUUUCCUGUC
This is a messenger RNA of Oldenlandia corymbosa var. corymbosa, 1869 nucleotides long. Lineage: Eukaryota; Viridiplantae; Streptophyta; Magnoliopsida; Gentianales; Rubiaceae. The record is from the annotation of a GenBank genome assembly.